AUGUCAAAUCGCAAAACGAAACUCCCCUCGCAUUUUUGCGAAUGGGUAGUUGGAACAACAAUCGAAUCUGUUAUCGGCGCCAUCCCUCAGAACAAACCCCCUAAGAAGCGAGACGUCGUACGUGUUGAGGUCACCACUGAUGAUGAGUCCGAAGAGGACACCGUCAAGAUCACCUACCCGCGCACUGGACGUACCUAUACACCCCUGCCUGCCAACGAAGCAAAGGCCGAGGUCAAGAAGGUCCGGUUUGACUUUGGCCAGAAUGGUCCCAUCAAACCUGCUAUGAAGCAGACCACUACCGCAACUCCCAUGGACUCCUCAGAUGAGGCAUCCGACUCCAGCACAGAGACUGAGUCAGAUUCUAGUCAGUCGGCGUACAUAUCAAGCUCUGACGCCACCGAUUCUGAUGUUGACUAUCCAGUUAAGUGCGUGAAGCACAAGAGGCAGAGAAAGAAGAAGAAGCACAGACAGACACAGACCGAAGAAGACACCGAGAGUGACUGGGACUCUGAUCCAGCACCAGAUUGUCCCUGUCAGAGAUGUACAAAGGGUCGACAGAUAUUGAAAAGAGUAGGCCGGAAAAGGAGCAAGGAAAUCACCCCGCCAAGCCCCGAAACUUCUGAUUCGGACGAAGAAGAAGAACCUCCCAACACUAAGCGACAAUCUGGUAAGAACAAGAGGAGGUGUCUAAAGAAAGUAAAACCAACAGAGUCUGACCCCAAUACUUCUGACUCAGAUUCAGAGUCUGAAAUCCUAGCACUUAAGAAACGGAGUCAAACCAAAAAUCAGGGCAAGCAGACAGAUGGAAAGAAACAGCAAGCGGCCCCCCAGCCUCCUAUGACCAAGAAGCAACGAAAAGCAAUGAACAAAAAGUCUAAGCAGCAACAAGAGCAAGAGAUUGAAGGAGAAACCUCUGACUCAUCCAACGAAGCAGAAGAGGAGCCCAAGAAACAGAACAAAGGCAAGCAGAAGAAUAACAAGAAGCAGAAAGGAAAACAAGGAAAUCAGAAGAAACAGGAACCAGAAAAUGAAACCAAUAAAGACCAGGAAGCCGCCCCAACUGAUGAGGCCCCCGAAGCUUCCAAAGACACAAAUCAAGGCAAGUUCAGAACUAUGAAAGGAAAAGCAAAGGCACAGCCUAAACAAAAGGAUGGAGUCAAGAAGGGCAAUUAUCCCGAAGGAUUACCAGUUCCUCAUAUGCGUCAAUCACAGCUUAUCGAGCCCAUCAGAGCUCAGGUCGUUCAGAUAGAGCGCGUGAUCAAAACUCCACAAGACCCAGCACCUAACGCUUACUACGAUGCAGAACACAAUGUCAUGAGAGCCUACGACGGCCCUGCCUACGGGAACCACCAAAGCAAUGCGCUUUACCCAGAGCGUGACGCCUUCGGUCGCCCUCUGCCGAUGGGUCAGCCUCAUCCGAUGCAGAACCCCUUCUACUAUGGUUUCAACAAUCCGCAGCAGUAUCCCAACUAUCCACAGAUGCCACCAUUCCACCAGGGCUACGCAGGGGUUCCAACACCAGACGCAUACUCGCAUGUUCCCAUCACUCAAGGAAUGGCCCCUCCUUCGUGGUAUGCCAUGGGCCCUCCUGCAGGCGUACCCCCCGCUGGCUACUAUGGACAUAGGAGCCCUGAAACCAACAAAAACACUCCGGUUUCCAAAGCGGAGAAAAAUAAUGUUGGACCUCCUGGAAGUCUUACUGGCCAGGACAAUCCAUAUUAUAAGAGAAAGUCACAAAACAACGCAUGGGAAAGUCACCGUUCUGUACCCAAGGAAACCGGCCAGCCUCCAGGUUCCGAUAAGGCUGGGUCCAACGGGUCCAACGGGUCCAACGGCGGGAACAAAAAUAACGACCAAGGAGCUGGCUGGAACGACGGAACAGCUGACAACAAUGGCCAAGAUGCUUGGGACGCACCGGCCCAAGACAAGAACCAGAACCAAGGUGGCUGGGAUACGAGCAACAAUCAGGCAGUUAACGACUGGAAUAAUAAGACCAUUCAGGAUAGUAAGCCGGAAGAAUGGCCUGUGUCACCACCGACUGGUGAGCAAGAUCAGAACCAAAACGGUUGGGGAGGUGGCUCAAACCAUUCGAACAAGAGCAAUGAGACUGUGAAAAAGAGCGGAGCUCAUUGGGGCGAAGACACGUACCCAGGCUCUUGCGCUCCGGGCACCUGGGGCGAACAGCAGACCACAAGCAGUGUUGAGCAAGGAGCUGACAACAAUGUGGGCAUCUGGACUCCCACGAAAGUGAAUGGGAAUGGAGACCAAAAACCUCCUGCAGCAGAAGUAGAAGAUCGUGACAACAUCAUGCCUGGGACAUGGGUUGACGUCCCUGGAACUACUGUGCCAGCUUGGGGGGAUGCUACGGCAGCACAGGACACGAACGGCCAAGCCGUAAACUGGUAA
Fusarium fujikuroi IMI 58289 is the source of this 2406-nucleotide messenger RNA. RefSeq lists its product as uncharacterized. The coding region runs from base 1 to 2406 and encodes 801 amino acids. The transcript is spliced from 2 exons. The record is from RefSeq and is a predicted model, not a curated record. Lineage: Eukaryota; Fungi; Ascomycota; Sordariomycetes; Hypocreales; Nectriaceae.